Molecule: messenger RNA, 1053 nt
Organism: Acanthamoeba castellanii str. Neff
Lineage: Eukaryota; Discosea; Longamoebia; Acanthamoebidae
Exons: 6
Coding region: 1-1053 (350 amino acids)
Source: RefSeq, a predicted model, not a curated record
AUGUGGGCCAGUGACUAUCGGUUGGAGAUACCUCGCGGCGCUCCUUUCCUCGACUAUCAGGUGGAGUUGGCCGACCAGAUCCGACGGCGUAACAGCCUGCUAGUUCUUCCUCCGAGCGUUCCUUUUCAUCCCGUGGCAGCUCUGCUCGCCUUCAACUACCUCUCGUUUCCCGGCACCAAGCUCUUGUGGUUGAGCUGCUCAACGACCAACCUAAGAGCCGCGCUGCAAUAUCACAAGUCGCUGAUUCAGGGUCAUGCGAACUACGGCGUGUUGGGCGUCGAAGAGCUAGACACCGUCAAAGUAGGUGAGAGCGCCUUCGUCUUCGCAGAUGCGCGCUCCUUUGCCACGGACACGGCAGAUCGCUUGUACGACACCCUAGCUCCGAGUUACGGCAUUAGCUCACACUAUUUCACGAUCGGCAGAGCAUUGUUCGAGAACCUGGCGUGUGUUUUCUUCGACUUCACCGGCGAGGACGCUUGGCUCGACACUUAUCGCCCGGUCAUCAAGCACACACUCGGCAACAUUCCUGGAUGGAAGCGGCUCGCUCUGUCUUCAUCUCCGAGCACCACUACGAAGCAAGUUUCCGCUCUCGUGACGACGCUACCUCUUGAGCAGAUCGUGUGCCGGGCACUCGACGACCCGGACAUAGCGCGCCAUGCGCAGGCGAAGCACUCCUGGCAGGUCGCUCUUUCAGGAUCGACCGCUAGCGUCCUGCAAACAGCCGAAGAGAGCCAGCACUAUCUGCUCCAGGCAGCUCAGGCUCAGCAUCCCCAUGUCCGUCUUCCCUCGGGAGCGGUUACUCUGGCAUCGCUCAGGUGCAUCGAGCAAGGUCGAAACGGAGCGGCACAUACGCCCGCGGAAGUUGGCGCCUUCGCCGGAGAGCUGGAAAUGCUGGCAGGAGAAGUCGAGGCGGGUCUCCUGCUCGAACACCCAGGCUUUGGCAAGCUUUGUGGUCUGCUGCAGGAGGCAGCGCGUCCUCCACGCUCGUCGGGAAGGCCAUUCAGGGUGCGGCCAUUGUGGUGGUUGAUAAGCCUGAGAUCAUUCCUGCCAUGA